This is a messenger RNA of Arachis duranensis, 2924 nucleotides long. Its product is annotated as mitotic spindle checkpoint protein MAD1. Gene Ontology annotation, biological process: mitotic spindle assembly checkpoint signaling; attachment of mitotic spindle microtubules to kinetochore. Gene Ontology annotation, cellular component: kinetochore; nuclear envelope; mitotic spindle. The record is from RefSeq and is a predicted model, not a curated record. NCBI's taxonomy places the organism in Eukaryota, Viridiplantae, Streptophyta, Magnoliopsida, Fabales, Fabaceae.
GCUGGUUUCAAUUUCAAAUAAGAGAGAGAAGGAGAGAAGGGUGACAGGGUGUGGUGCAUAUUGUGGAGGAUUGAUUUGAUUGUUCCAAGUGCAGCGAAGAGAAAAGAAGAAUGAUAUUGAGGACUCCUCCCCCAUCCAAGAGGCCACGCGCCGAUGCCGACUCCGACUCCGACGCCAAUCGUCAGCUCGUUAUCUACGAGGAUCCUCCUCCGCCGGCGCCUUUGCCUGAGUCGGCGGCGCAGGAUCCCGAUAACACCCACUUGCUCUGCACCUAUCAGUGUCGCCAAAUGGUUAAAGCCGAGUUCAUAGAGGCCUUAAGCACAGCUGAAAACCAAGUUCGUGAUUAUCAAUCUAAAUUGGAGGCAUUGGAUACUAAUUUCCGUAAAGUUGAGUCUGAGAGGAAGAAAUUUCUUGACCAGUUAUCAUACACCCAACAGGAACUUGCUGCUUCUAAAGGCCGCGAGCACGCACUCCAAGAACAGCUUCUGAAGGAGGUUACUGAAUCUCAAGAACGAUUGAGAAAACAAAUACAGUUAAACAGUGAUCUUGAGGUUAAGCUCCAAAAUGAGAUGAACAUUCGUGCGAAGGCCGAGUCACAUGCUGCUUCAACAGAAGAAAAAGCAAAAUCUUUAGAAGGAAAGCUCAGCCAUCUUUCGGAGAGUACAGAGAGAGAAAAACAGCGACUUAACGAUGAACUUACACAGCUGAAAAGGGACUCGAAGUUUUCUGUUUCUAAAAUUACUGCAAAUCUGGAAAAAGUGGAAUGUAGAGCUAAUAAUGCGGAGAAAGAAGCAGAGCUUCUGAAAGAGCAAUUGGAACAUCUGAAGGACCGACUCAAUGAGUGUUUGCAUGAGAAGAUUGAAGUUGAGAAAAAACUAGCAACUUUGGCCUCCCGCGAAAUUUCUUCCACGGAGAGUAGUGUUUUAGUUAAAGAGUUGCAACAAGAGCUUCAGAAUUAUGAAACUGAAGUAAGGGAAGCGAGAAAGCUAAGAUCGAGUUAUGAGAACGUUGAACUUUUGAAGGAAAAAUUGUUGGAGGAGAAGAGGUCCAAAUUACAGGAAGUCCAGCUAAAUAUUGAAAAGUUAGAGGAUCAGAUAUCCUCUUGGAGAUUAAUGAUUAAAGAUAUUCCUGGUGUCUCAUGCUUUGAGGACAUACCUAUUAAGUUUUCAGCUUUACAGAAAGAGAUCAUUGAUGGCAAACAGAAGGAGGGUGAACAAACUUCCCGUGUGAAGCAAUUGCAAGUGGCUCUGGAUGCUGCUGAAAUUGGUAAACAAAGUGCUGAGUCUGAGGCUGCAUUGGCCAAAGAGAAGGCAGAAGCAUUAAAAUCGGAGAUUAAACAGAUUGAGUUAAUGCUUGCUGUUGUUACUGAGGAAAGAAACAAAUUAAGAAAUAUGUCCAAUUUGAAGAAUGAUGAAGCAGCAGAUGGAUCUAAGAGUAUUAGCACUCUUCAGGCCCUUCAGGACCUUGAAUCAUCUCUUGCAAAGAAAGAUGACUGUAUUAAAGAAUUAGAAAGUGCCUUACAUGAGCAGAGAGCAGUUAAUAAUCGUCAACAUGAGGAAAUCAAGUUACUUAAUGAAAAGUUGCAUAAUGAGUUAAAAAGAAUUAAGUCAUUGGAGAGGGAGAGUGACCGCCUCCGUUCAGAGAUUUCUUUAUUAGAGGCAAAGUUGGGUCAUGGUGAUUUUUCUGCUGCUAAUACAAAAGUUCUGCGGAUGGUGAAUACCCUUACUGUUGAUAAUGAGGCCAAACAAACCAUAGAAGCACUGCAAACCGAGCUACAAAAAACUAAAGAGAAAUUGAAAGCUGUUGAGGAAUUGAAGGGUCAAUCAGGUGACACUGGGAAGCUGGUAGAUAGCUACAUAUCAGAUAAGAUAGUGCAAUUAAAGGAGCAAAUUGCCACACUUGAGAAACGAGAAGAAAGAUACAAGACUGUGUUUGCAGACAGAAUUUCAGUCUUCCGGAGGGCAUGCUGCGAGCUUUUUGGUUACAAGAUUGUAAUGGAUGAACACCAGCGGCCAAAUGGAAUCCCAGUGACACGAUUUACCUUGCAAUCAAUUUAUGCACAAAGUGAUGAUGAGAAACUUGAAUUUGACUAUGAAUCAGGGAAUACUAAUAUUUUGGUAAACCAAUACACAGCUCAGCCUGAGAUAUCUCGUCAGGUUGAGAUAUUCAUUCGGAAGAUGAAUUCAAUUCCUGCUUUCACUGCCAACCUAACGGUGGAGUCCUUCAAUAGAAGAACCUUAUCUUAAAUUCAACCAACUUGUCUACAGUCUACAUUAUACAGUCUCGUCACAACACUCGUUCAUGUCAAUAUGUUGUACAUGGUGCCUCCCCAACUUCUGAAUGUUGGUCAACUCAAGUUUUGAAUUCUGAAAUUGUUGCCACAUGGAUAGCUUGGAUUUGAGAAAAAGGCCAAUUCUCUCGUGCCUUUUAAAAUUAUGCCAAAAUUGCUGAAUUUGAUCUUGAUAUAUGAUUUUAGGAAAAACUGUCAAUGUGUGCUCUAGUGCUCUACCAGUGUAUGUGUGUGUUAGGAAUUAAAUUUUCACCCGACACUGUAGACAACACCUUGAAAAAACAUACAUCAUAUAUUGCUGGGUUACCUAUCUAGGGUUUAUCUUGUUGAAUCACUUUACUAGUGUGCCCUAGAUUUUGGCAUGAAUUUGGGGUCGAAAGUAAUGUAACAUUGUGAUGUUCUGAUCUGACUGAGCGUAACUGGUGAGACUUGUAGAGGGUCUAGUAGCCAUGGUACUGCAAUGCACUGUUUUGGUAGUAGAUUGCAAAGCUAUAGAAACGGGCAAGAGGAUUUAGGGUAGCUACUAGCUAGUGUUGCACCAAGUGCAAGUGGGUUCAGUCAUAUUACAGUUAAUUAUUCAUGUUGCUUUGUCUUAGUUUCAAGCCAAAUGGUUACCAUUACAGUUUUCUCUCAA